AUGAGAGUAUUUUCAAAACCUAGACCAGUAACUUCUGGCGAGAAUGCAUUAUACAGGUUGGAAACUGUACGAGAUGAUGAUUGGGAUCUUUUGAUUUGGAUUUCUUCUCAGUUGAGCUGGGAAAUUUACGCAUAUUUAUUUAUUGUGAUUUGGAAUAAUACAAAAUUUGGAGAGGAUAGAAAAAGAGAUUUUAAAGAAGAAACAACGUUGAUGAUCAGUUAUGUUCGAAAAUUAAAUAAAAACAUGUGUAUUGAUGAUAAUAGAACUAAGAGUUUUAUAAAUCUUUUUAGUGAUUAUCAAAAUUAUCGUCUUAAUGGAUAUGACAUAUACAAAAGGAACCUCAUAACUUCUGUUUUGGAUAAACUUGAAACACGUGGAUUGAAGCAUAGAUAUGAUUUUUAUGAACAACUGAAAAUGUUACCAAUGAAGCAAAAAGAAAAACUUCGAAACAUAGUUCUCGAUCGGAUGAAAGCAUUGAUUGAUAUAGCUCAGCCAGAUGACAAAUUGCUUAUAUUUUCGGGAAAAGAUGACGACAGUAACCUAAAAGAUGAGUUGAAUGCUUUGAAAAAUGAAAAUGAUGCCCUUCGUGAACAAAUUAUCGAACUGCAAAAAGAGAAUUCAAAAUAUCAAGCAGCGCAUGGAAAUUUGACCAACCUUGGUUUUAGUGACGAAGAUCCGAAUAACAUUGUCAAGUUAGAUAAAGAUAUUAAACAUUUACAAGAUUUACUUGGUGAUUUGACACUCAUUUGUCCUGAAUAUGAAAUUGACGUUACCAAGUGCAAUGAACUUUUGUCAUUUUAUAAAUGCAAUGUUGAAAUUGACAGUCGACAUGGAAAAAAAGUUCUAUCUGCAGCACUUCAACGACUGACUAUUGAAACAAUUAUCGACGAGACAAAAAAUUAUUUUCUCAUAAAUGGUUCUGCUAUUGAAGUUAAUUUGGUAGCCAAGACAAAAGAAAUAGUAGAUAUGACAAAUUCGUUCACAAAAAAAUAUGCCGAAAACGAUGAAAUUGCUAAAGCUAUUCCGAUUAAAAUUCGCCAACAAGUUCAUUCUAUGCUUGGAUGUUAUGCUUUCUCGUACGAUGACCAUCUAUUACUUACAGAAAUUUCAACAAAAGUUCUUGAAAAGUUGGAACAAUAUCGAAAAAUUAUCGAUAGUGACGAAGAUAACGAAAUCAUACAAAUAAUUCGUGGAAUUAUUCAACUCUUUUUUUACCGACUUGAAGUUCAUCCGAUUAUUCCGACAUAUAAAUUUUACGAAAAUGGUACCGAAAUGAAUCCCUUAUUCAUGGAAAGUGCAGGUACAAAGUCUAAAGAUAUGAAAAAGUUAGAAGUAGAAAUUUGUUAUUUCCCCGCAAUCGCAGUUUUUGACACUAUUGAAGAUAAAUCAGACAAUGUUUUUUCCAAAGCUCUGAUAAUUCCCAGAGUUAAAAGUAAUAAUAGUAUUUCAUCAGAAACUGCUAUUACUACUUCAACUGAAUAG
This is a messenger RNA of Dentiscutata erythropus, 1482 nucleotides long. The record is from the annotation of a GenBank genome assembly. NCBI's taxonomy places the organism in Eukaryota, Fungi, Glomeromycota, Glomeromycetes, Diversisporales, Gigasporaceae.